AUGCCGCCGCCGGCCUCCGCAGCAGCCAUGAAUGCGGCAUCGCGCAUGAACCGCCGCGUCUCGCGCAUUGAUCACAAAACCGCAGAAAAACUCUUUCCAAGGGAGCAGCGACUGCAGUGGCCGGACGGCUAUUUGCCCGCCAGCGGCGUCGCCCACCUCCUUCGCCCGAACGGCGUUCCCUUUCAGGAAGUUUUGGAGUGCUACGCGGACAUCAAGCAGGAUCAACAGCACGAAUUGCAGCGCGACUUUGCGGCCGACUACACGCUGUGGCACCGCUGCGCACUGGAGCAGUUUGUGCGCAGCCUCGGUGUCCACCGCCGUCGCCGCUUUACCCGCCUCACCGCGCGCGACCGCCUCGUGCACGACGGCGACGUCCGCGAUGUUUUCCAGCUGCCUCCGUACGCGCCACCCGCACCGAUGCGACUUCCCGGCGACCUGCAUCGACGUGGAGCUGCUGAUCGUCCGCAGCAGCAACAGGUACCAGCGUCUUUAUCGUCAAAACAAGAAACGGGGAAGACGGCAUCGUCCCAGCAGCAAUGGCAGCAGCCUCCGAAGUACUACGAAUUUCAGCCCUAUGCCGCGACACAGGAGUACGCCAUGCUCCCCGUCCGCAGCGUCCACUCUCCGCAGCAGCGGGUGCAGUUUACCACCUUCCCGCAGCUGCGAAAUGUGCUGCACACCGACUUCGAUUCCAUGUCGGCCAUGCGCGCGCUGAGCCUGUACAGCGACGACUCCAUCGUGUUCACGCGCGAGCUGGUGCAGACGAUCGCCCUGUACCUCCUGCGCCGACUGGACGAGAUCGCACAGGCGGAGUCGUCGUUCCUCGCGUCUGCGUCCACGGCCUCGGACGUGACGUCAUCGCUGUCGCCUCUCGGGCGUCCCACCUUUGCGGCCGAAACGCCGGUGGUCGCCUUCUUCGGGAACGGGCGGCUGGCGUGGAUGCUGAACGAGAGCGGGCUGUUGCCGCAGUCGGUGCGUGCGGUGCAGCUGCCACGCCACGCAGCUGAGCGGCAACGUCGGCAGACGCACCUGCUACAGAGGCAGAAGAGCUUGGGGGACAGCUUCGGCUUCCACAGCGCUUUCUCAGCCAUUUUCCCGUGCGAGACGCUCUCGGUCGGCGACGCGCUGCGCAAGUACAGGCCGGCCAUCGCGCUCGUCGAGCCGCACGUCGACCGCGACUACCUCUCCGACCUGCGCGGGUUCUUUAGUGUGCGGGAGGUGCUCUGCUGCGGCCCGAUCGACUCCCCCGCGAUGGGCAGCUUCGCCUUUCCGUUUCUCAGCUUCGGCGUCACGCCCGGCCCGACGACGUACUGGGCCUACAACGACAACCUGCACAAGGUGACCGCCGCGGCGCGGAUACAAAUGCCGAUGGACGCGCCGUUUGUGUCGCAGGGCUACGAGCGGUGCUACGUGGACGACGUCUCGGCCUACCUGAUCUCCCCCAACGACUGUCCGGCUCUCACGCAUCAGUACCGCUGCUUGGCAUUUCGCCGCGUGCGCCCGCCGGUGUUGCAGGCGGUGACCUCCGCACAGCAGCAGCGCGUAGCACCGGAGCCACGCACGGCGCCGUCGUCUUCCUCCUCCGCAUCCGCCGUGGCAGAGACCGGAUUCCCGCACACACCGACAGCAACAGCAGCGUGA
Leptomonas pyrrhocoris is the source of this 1641-nucleotide messenger RNA. RefSeq lists its product as hypothetical. The record is from RefSeq and is a predicted model, not a curated record. Bases 1 to 1641 code for a protein of 546 amino acids. The transcript has a single exon. NCBI's taxonomy places the organism in Eukaryota, Euglenozoa, Kinetoplastea, Trypanosomatida, Trypanosomatidae.